AUGGAGAGUCUCUUACCUCCUGCCACUGAUAUUGUCAAGUCUUUGGGGCCUCGUGCUUCUCCCAGAGCUUACCUUAACGUGCUUGAUGCAGCUUAUGGUGCAAUCGAUGAUGGUGAUGAGUUGUUCUCAAAAUUCAUGAACACAUUUCAGAAUGAUGGAGAGAAAUCAUCUAGCUAUCUCCAAAGGCUACAAGUUGCUCUGAGCAAGGCAGUCAGGGGAGGUGGAAUUAAAUCGUCUGAGGGCAACCAUCAUCUCCUACGGCAGUUUUGCAGAGGCUGCUGGGAUGACAUCCUUAUUUCUGAGCUUCGUCUCGAAACUCGUAGAGAUGACCCUAUCGAUUUCCAAGACUUACUGCGUUCCCUUAGAACCAGAGAAGACAAGAGUGCACAGAAAUGGUUGCGCAUGAGAAGCCACAGCAGUGCUUCUAAGCAGAAACCACAGCCAUCCCUUAGAUCUGCUCAUGCUUAUAGCCAAGAUGCUGCCAUUUCAAGCAAACUUCCUCAUGAGUCAAAGUUGUUGUCUGAGACCGCUGAAUUGAAGAAGCAAAUUGCUGAGCUAAAGGAACAGUUAACUUCACUGACCCUCCCGAAGUCCAGAAAGACUGUCAAACCCAAGCAUAAGACUUCACCCUCUCCUAGCACUCCUGAGUUUAUUGCUAAACCACCGUUUAAGUCAACCGGUGGUCCUGUCACGAAAUCCAGACCACGCCCUGGUUACUGCUUCAGAUGUGGUGAAGAUGGCCACAUAUCUGUAACCUGCGAAAAUUCUCCGAACCCGGGCUAG
Molecule: messenger RNA, 783 nt
Organism: Xyrauchen texanus (razorback sucker)
Lineage: Eukaryota; Metazoa; Chordata; Actinopteri; Cypriniformes; Catostomidae
Product: zinc finger CCHC domain-containing protein 18-like
Exons: 1
Coding region: 1-783 (260 amino acids)
Molecular function (GO): zinc ion binding; nucleic acid binding
Source: RefSeq, a predicted model, not a curated record